AUGGGUUCAAUUGAUGUUGUCUUGGGUGCGGCGUGGGGAGACGAAGGAAAGGGAAAGCUGGUCGAUAUCUUGUCUGGCACGGCGCAGAUCUGCGCUAGAGCUCAAGGCGGCCAUAAUGCGGGACAUUCCAUUGUCGCCAACGGCGUCAGCUACGACUUCCACCUCCUGCCCUCCGGUCUCAUGAACCCGAACUGCCUGAACCUCAUCGGAUCCGGCGUUGUCGUCCACGUGCCCACCUUUUUCUCCGAGCUCGAGACGGUUGAGAAGAAGGGCCUUCAGAACGUCCACUCGCGAAUCUUCAUCUCGGACCGUUGCCACAUCGAUUUCGAUCUCCACUGCGCCGUCGAUGCCGCCGAGGAGCUUGAACUCGGAUCCGAAUCCAUCGGAACGACGAAGCGAGGCAUUGGCCCGUGUUAUGCCUCGAUGGCUACCAGGAGUGGCAUCACCAUGAGUGAGAUGUUCCGGCCGGAUGUCUUCGAACACCGCUUGCGCAAACUUGCCGACGCAUACAAGAAGCGAUUCGGCGACAAGCUUGUGUACGAUGUCGAAGACGAGAUCGAGCGCUUCAAGGGUUACCGUGAGAGGCUGGCCAACUACGUCAUUGACGCCGUGACGUUCAUGAACGACGCUCAGCAGCGCGGCGCUCGGAUACUCAUCGAGGGCUCGCAGGCCAUCAUGCUUGAUGUCAACUACGGAACUUACCCCUAUGUCACGUCCUCGAAUACUGGCUUGGGAGGAAUUAUUGUCGGUCUCGGACUCAACCCUCGCAAGCUUGGAGACGUCAUUGGCACAGUCAAGGCGUACACUACCAGGGUUGGCGCCGGUCCCUUUGCGACAGAGGAUACUGGCGCUGUCGGCACGCACCUCCAGGAGGUCGGACGUGAAUGGGGUGUAAGCACGGGGCGACGACGACGAUGCGGCUGGCUUGAUCUUGUUCAGAUCAAGUACUCCCACAUGCUCAACCACUACACGGCGCUGAACCUCACAAAACUUGACGUGCUUGACGAUAUGGAGACGAUCAAGGUUGCCGUCGGCUACAAGAACCCCCAGACCGGAGCGGAACUUCCUACUUUCCCCGCAGAUAUGGAUCUCCUCGGGCAGGUCGAAGUCGUGUACAAGGAGCUGCCUGGAUGGAAGGCGUCCACAUCGAAGGUCCAGAAGUUUGAGGAGCUCCCCAAGGGUGCUCAGGAUUAUAUCAAGUUCAUCGAGGAGUACGUCGGAGUACGGAUUCGGUGGAUCGGAACCGGUCCUGGACGGGAGGAUAUGAUCGAUCGGGGAAGUUCGUAG
Molecule: messenger RNA, 1287 nt
Organism: Scedosporium apiospermum
Lineage: Eukaryota; Fungi; Ascomycota; Sordariomycetes; Microascales; Microascaceae
Exons: 8
Coding region: 1-1287 (428 amino acids)
Biological process (GO): 'de novo' AMP biosynthetic process; IMP metabolic process
Cellular component (GO): cytoplasm
Molecular function (GO): nucleotide binding; adenylosuccinate synthase activity
Source: RefSeq, a predicted model, not a curated record